This is a messenger RNA of Mollisia scopiformis, 1281 nucleotides long. RefSeq lists its product as uncharacterized. The transcript has 4 exons. Bases 1 to 1281 code for a protein of 426 amino acids. Lineage: Eukaryota; Fungi; Ascomycota; Leotiomycetes; Helotiales; Mollisiaceae. The record is from RefSeq and is a predicted model, not a curated record.
AUGGCAUCCUCUAUCGAGCCUAUUACGGCUAUACCCGAUGGAUUCUUUCCUUCUUUGAUGCUGCAAGAGCGAAGUGUCAUGACUCUCAUCCCGCUGAAGCUGAAUCCGCGACAUUACUGGGCCGAGGCCACGGUCUUCUUGAACCAGAAGCUUCGCGAAGGCGUCCAUCCAGCUCGUGUGGGAAUCAUUGUCAGCUCUGCCCUUACAUUCACAGACUUGGGUGCAUACGAUGUGCUCUUCCUACAGUCAGUCAUGCGCAUGCUGUCGACUUUGCAUCAAAAGGGAAAGCUUGCGAAGUUGCCCGAGAAUGGCGUUUACGCGUUCUUCUCCAACACCUUUACGCGCUCUGCGACGAGACAAAGAGUUGCGUUCUUGAUUGAUAUGGCCGGUCGCUUCGAAGAUGUAAACCAAUUCAGUGUCGACGUCCUGGACCCUUAUGUUCAUCAGAUACUCUAUGAAGCACCGGAGUUGGAUGGUUGGUGCGUUCAGACUCUCGCCUUCAUGGUGCAGAAGGAACAGGAAGGUCUUCGCGAGUACGUGGAGGGACUUGAAUAUGAGCAGUUGAAACUCUCCAAGAUCCCACUCACCCCGGUUAUUGAUACCCAUACGGCUGCAAGCUUGGAGACUCCUCCUUCCGAACCAUACAGCGAAGAUAGCAUGAGCGCAUACGACUCGAGCGAAAAGAGCUCAAUCGACACCAUGUCCUCUACGCCUCCCAACGUUCAAGCUAGCUGUGAUGAUGAAUCAGAUCCGUUUUGGUCUCCAUCUUCCGCCGCAAAUACCUCAGCUGAACUCCGACCCUUCUCUCCGAGCAUGUGGAGUAAAAACAAGGAAGAGACUUUGCCUAUCACGAAUUGUCCUAAAUAUGACCAACUUGCUGGCCAAUUUACCUCCCAAGAUCAAGGUCAUUUCGGCAUCCGAUCCGGCAACCUGUCUUACUCCAGACGACGACAGAUCAACAUCCAAGUCAUGUCGAGAGUUCGAGGCCAGUCACCAUCGCGUAUGUCCAAGAACCAGAGUGAGCCAAUGCUCGACUUGAUGACCGAUCUCGCUGUUAAGAAGUGUACGCUGCAGAGCUCUUCUUCUGUCAAUCUAGCCGAGCCAAAGAAGGUUGAGAGGAGAUUGUUCGUAGAAGACAUGGAGGUUUUGGCAAGCAAGAGACGACAGGAGUUGGAGAGAAAGUGGCAACAGGAGUUGGAGAGAAGACAGCGAGAAGCUGAAGUUGUGCACGUCCAACCUCGCAAGCUGAUCGUUAUUGAUUGGGAUCUUACGGAUCUUUGA